This is a messenger RNA of Salvelinus namaycush (lake trout), 3382 nucleotides long. RefSeq names its product serine/threonine-protein kinase Nek4-like. NCBI's taxonomy places the organism in Eukaryota, Metazoa, Chordata, Actinopteri, Salmoniformes, Salmonidae. The record is from RefSeq and is a predicted model, not a curated record. Gene Ontology annotation, biological process: protein phosphorylation. The transcript is spliced from 16 exons. Bases 283 to 2964 code for a protein of 893 amino acids. Gene Ontology annotation, molecular function: protein kinase activity; ATP binding.
CUAUGGGAUAAAUGGGGGCGUUUGUUUACGGGUUCGUACACCCCUCUAACCAACGUCAACUUUCAUGUGCCAGUUGCCUAGUGACGAAAAAGCCAGUGAUGAUUUCCUGUGUUUUGAAAGUUGUCUUGUUGGUAUAUUACCCUGCGCUAAAUAAAUUCGAAAUGUGAAUUUAUAGUGUGCAGAAAAUGGGAGAUAUUCACAGCCGUGUCUUCAAUUAGUUAACUAGAUUCUACCCUUUGAAUUUGGGGUAACAGUUAACGUUAGACUGUACGAUUUGAAGUCAUGAAUAAUUACAUGUUUAUCAGAGUUGUUGGAAAGGGGAGUUAUGGAGAGGUGAAUCUGGUGAAACACAAAACCGACCGUAAGCAGUAUGUCAUAAAGAAGUUGAACUUGACCACGUCCUCGAAACGUGAGCGGCGAGCCGCGGAACAAGAGGCUCAGCUUCUCUCGCAACUACGACACCCAAACAUCGUGACAUACAGGGAGUCGUGGGAAGGAGAAGACUGCCAGCUCUACAUCGUCAUGGGCUUCUGCGAGGGAGGCGACCUCUACCAUAGACUCAAGCAACAGAAGGGGGAACUCCUACCUGAAAGGCAGGUGGUGGAGUGGUUCGUCCAGAUAGCUAUGGCCCUCCAGUAUCUACAUGAGAAGUGUAUCUUGCACCGGGACCUGAAGACCCAGAAUAUCUUUCUGACCAAGACUAACAUCAUCAAAGUGGGGGACCUUGGCAUUGCCCGUGUUCUGGAGAAUCAGAAUGACAUGGCCAGCACCCUCAUAGGAACACCAUACUAUAUGAGCCCGGAGCUGUUCUCCAACAAACCCUACAACCACAAGUCUGACGUGUGGGCACUGGGCUGCUGUGUGUAUGAGAUGUCCACCCUGAAACAUGCCUUCAAUGCCAAGGACAUGAACUCACUGGUGUACCGCAUUGUAGAGGGAAAGUUGCCUCAGAUGCCGAGUAAGUACGACCCUCAGCUGGGAGAGCUGAUAAAGAGCAUGCUGUGUAAGAGACCAGAGGACAGACCUGAUGUCAAACAUAUCCUACGUCAGCCCUACAUCAAACGACAAAUCGCAAUGUUUUUAGAGGCCACCAAAGAGAAAACUGCCAAGUCCAGAAAGAAAGCUGUUGGUGGUAGUAGCAGACCCAGUGCAGCGUCUAUGGUUUCGUCUAAGCCCAGGCCUGAGCCCCCCCCUCAAUGUCCCCAGCCAGACCUAAACACCAAAGGGAAAAGGGAGGAGAUGAACUCACAAAGCCGUAAUGGAUACAAUGGAAUCAUAAAGGACGCCCCACCCAAGACAUAUCUAACACCCAAAUGCCCUGCAUCAGACAUUCUCAACACCACUGGUGCAUCCUUAGCAACCAUCAGUAACAUUGACAUUGAUAUCCAGCCACAGGAAGAGGAGAGAAGGGCCCAGAGAGGGGAUCCUCCCCAGUUCGUGCCUAAUGCCAGCUCAGAUAAUGACACUCUGUGUCAGAGACCCAUAGAGGAGCUGAGGGGAGGGAUACAGGAUCCCUCCCACCCUCAGCCUCCCCCUCGCAGGCUGCUAUCAGGUGUCAGUAGCAGGGUAGAGGAGAGGAGGACCGCCAAUGGACCUCUAAUGCAGUGUGCUUUGAAUCACAGAGACGGAGUCAGAACCUCUGUAGAGAGAACUGUGAACAUGGACGAUAAGGAUGACACAAUGGAGCUACUCAAAGAUGUGGUCAUUGAGAGCCCUGUGCCUGAACAGACCGUAAGUCUAAAUGUUUCCACCACCUUGCCUGAAUCAAGGUCUGCAGGGGAAUUCAAAGUGGAAUCCACUGGACAGACUUUUGAAGUAAAUAUCAAUAACAAAGAUGACACCAUGAAUCUUCUGAAGGAGGAUCCCACACAAAAACAUCCUGCAGAUGUCAGAGAGAGCUUGGAAUCCACAGAAAAGCUCCUAGAGCCCCUUCCUCCUGUUAUAACACUGGAACCCUGUCACAUGGAGCCCCUCUCUCCAGUCCCAGACCAGGACACACUCCCUCUGUGUACGCCCUCCUCAGAGCCAUUUGUCUCCCGGCAACGCAGGCAAAAGGACAGAAGGUGGAUACAGAGUGAUCCGGACAAGUGUAAAGUGGCAGGUCCUAGACCUCUACCGCCUCCUCCUGUUGAUGCAAUGGUAGUGGAGGAGAAGAGGAGCAGGGCAAACACAGAGAAGAAGGCUGCCACAACAAACUCUUCAACAACCAUCAGCUCCUCCAAGGACAGCAACAUUCCACUGACACAAGAGCGUCCUCUGUCCGCCAGGGAGAGGAGAAGACUGAGGCAGUCCCAGGAGAACCCAAGCCAACCAGUAAGAAGGGCGUCGAAUGAUGUUGCCUCGUUACAUAAUAAGCAGCCAGAGUUCCAGAACCCCACUGUCACUCGCUCUGUAUCUGACAUGGGCAAGGAAACAAACAAGCAGGACAGGUUGCUGGGGCGACCGUCUGACGACGAUGAAUACAGCUCCUCCACCAGCUCAACCGAUCACUCAGAGAGGGACUGCAAAGAGGGAAAGAGUGAAUCCGGUGAUAUGCAGGACCUGGUUCAGAUGAUGGCCCAUACAUUGCGAAUGGAUGGCAGAGAUGCUGUUAGUGAGCUGGAUGGUGGUAGUAGAUCUGGCUCUACUCCACUGGCUGAGUUUAAGUUGAACAGGAAGUACAGGGACACCCUGGUGCUGCAUGGGAAAGCUAGAGAGGAGCAGGAGUUCUACUUCGGUGAAUUACCCAACGGCACCACAUCUGGACCGGCGAAGGUCCGCAGAGCCAUUGAGCACCUGAGAACAGAUGUGGUGAAGGGACUGGGGGUGAAGCUGUUGAACAGAGUCCUGGACAUAAUGGAGGAUGAUGACGAGGACAAACGAGAGCGGUGUCUUCGGGAGCAGAUGGGAGAGGACAAGUACCAGUCAUAUGCUCUGAUGGUGCGGCAGCUAAAGUUCUUUGAGGAUGUUUCGUUCAAGGGUUAAGUUCAGCUAAUGAACAAUGCAAUACAUUUGUAUAGACAAUCGCAUCUCCAUAUCCUAUAUACAAGUUCAUGUAGACUAUUUUUAAACCUCACUUUAAAUAUAAAUACAUAAUCUAAUUUUCCAUAAAGGUUACAAUAUGCAAUGAGUCUUCUGUUACUGUUUUUCUACCUGUCAGGUAGAUUGCAUUAUAAAUAUUUCAUUACAAUAAAACUAGUGCGACAAUAAUUGUACCUAUAAACACUACAUAGUAAAUUCUUAAUUUCCUGAUUGAAUAUAAGUUGCAGGACGUAGAAGUACUGUAUUGUAGAUAUUUCCAUCCCCUUUGACUUUAUAAUAAAUAAUUUAAAGUUCUUUAUUUAUCCUUACAUUACAUAGAUUCUUAUAUCUGCAUUAUUAAACAGUUGGGAUGACAACAUGA